Molecule: messenger RNA, 1931 nt
Organism: Nothoprocta perdicaria
Lineage: Eukaryota; Metazoa; Chordata; Aves; Tinamiformes; Tinamidae
Gene: ARFGAP2
Product: ADP ribosylation factor GTPase activating protein 2
Exons: 15
Coding region: 162-1496 (444 amino acids)
Biological process (GO): COPI coating of Golgi vesicle
Molecular function (GO): GTPase activator activity
Source: RefSeq, a predicted model, not a curated record
GCUUCGACUGCGGCGCCAAGAACCCGAGCUGGGCCAGCAUCACCUACGGGGUCUUCCUGUGCAUCGACUGCUCCGGCGUGCACCGCUCCCUGGGCGUCCACCUGAGCUUCAUCAGGUCUACAGAGCUGGACUCUAACUGGAACUGGUUCCAGCUGAGAUGUAUGCAAGUGGGCAGCAAUGCCAACGCGAGCGCUUUCUUCCGCCAGCACGGCUGCACCACCACAGACGCCAAUGCCAAGUACAACAGUCGCGCCGCCCAGAUGUACCGGGAGAAGAUCCGGCAGCUGGCGAGCGCUGCCAUGGCCAAGUACGGCACCGACCUGCUGAUAGAUGGGCUGAGUGGAGCCCCUGGGCACUCGCCUGACAAGAGCGAUGCCGAUUUUUUCAUGGAGCACACACAGUCUUCCAGUACCUGGGAUGUAGCUGACGCCAGCCAGAAUCCUGCACAGUCUUCCUUGGAGAUGGAAAAAACAAGGACAUCAGAAGGCAAAGAAGUGUCAUGUUCUAGUCAAGGCCCAUCAAUUGACUUGUUGAGCACAUCUCCUAAAGCUCCCCUAGAAAUUAAAUCUUCCCUCAUUGGAAAGAAGAAGCCAGGAGCUGCCAAGAAAGGGCUGGGUGCAAAAAAGGGUCUUGGAGCCCAGAAAGUGAGCAGCCAGAGCUUCAGUGAGAUCGAGCGGCAAGCCCAGGCUGCGGAGCAGCUGAGGGAGCAGCAGGCUGUGGAGUCCAGGAAACAAGCUGAGGAAUCCAUUGUCACCUCAAUGCGACUGGCUUAUCAGGAACUGCAGCUUGAUCGGAAGAAGGAGGAGAAGAAACUUCAGAACCUUGAAGGGAAGAAACGUGAACAAGCUGAGAGGCUGGGCAUGGGCUUGGUGUCCAGAAGUUCUGUUUCACACUCGGUGAUGUCUGAGAUGCAAGUAAUUGAGCAGGAGACGCCGCUGGUUGCAAAAUCUUCCCGCUCCCAGUUGGACUUGUUUGAAGAUGCUGGAGGCUUCACAUCUGGACCUCCCAAGUAUAAAGAUAAUCCCUUCUCAUUGGGAGAUACCUUUGGCUCGCGAUGGGAAACAGACUCUUCAUGGGGUAUUGACAAAGAGGAGGAACCUGAGGUGACCAUUUCCAGUAUUCCACCAGUUUCAGAGAGACCCAUCAGCAGGCGUGAGACAGAGAGCAGGACAUCAGCUGUGGAAUCAAAUGAAGCGCGGCAGAAGUUUGCAGGGGCAAAAGCCAUCUCCUCAGAUAUGUUCUUCGGACGGGAGGCAGAUACUGAGUAUGAAGCCCGAUCCCGCCUGCAGCAGCUCUCGGGCAGCAGCGCCAUCAGCUCCGCAGACCUCUUUGGUGACGGCGAGAACGCGCACUCAGGUGGCGUCUCAAUUGGGAAUGUCCUGCCUACAGCCGACAUCGCCCAGUUCAAGCAAGGAGUGAAAUCAGUUGCUGGCAAGAUGGCCGUCCUAGCCAACGGGGUGAUGAACUCCCUCCAGGAUCGUUACGGCUCCUAUUGAUGAUGCAGGGACUGCAGCACACAGGGAAGCCAGCAAGACGUCACCUUUGAUUGCCUGGAGUCAACACUGCAGGACUGUCUUAGUUCAUCUAGGGUGGGUGGGAAGGGGGGAGGUAAGCAGAAGGGAUCAGAAGAUGGCUGUGCCUGGACUGCUUCCCAACUAUCUCUGGAUUCCACUCUGUAUUAAAAAUCAGUGUGCCCUCAAAUCCACUGCUACUUGUUAGCAGUGGAGACAGGCCUUCUUACAGGAUUCAUGUCUUUGCUUUGAACAGUAGGACAGGAAUUCCUGCGGCUGCUCUUCUUGGUGCUCCUGCCCUUUGUGGUCUGGUCUGUACUUGAGCUGAGCAAGGGGCAGAGCAAGUGAUGCCAUUUUCCUGGACACUGUGUUACCUGGUCCCCAUGGACAUGACUGCAGCCUUGUUCUGCACAGUGCUCC